This is a messenger RNA of Zingiber officinale, 489 nucleotides long. RefSeq names its product THO complex subunit 4A-like. The transcript is spliced from 3 exons. Bases 1 to 489 code for a protein of 162 amino acids. Gene Ontology annotation, cellular component: nucleus. Lineage: Eukaryota; Viridiplantae; Streptophyta; Magnoliopsida; Zingiberales; Zingiberaceae. Gene Ontology annotation, molecular function: mRNA binding. The record is from RefSeq and is a predicted model, not a curated record. Gene Ontology annotation, biological process: mRNA export from nucleus.
AUGUCGGGCGCCCUCGACAUGUCCCUCGACAACAUAAUCAAAUCAAGCAAGAAGACUGCCGGCGACGGACGCGGGCGGGGUCAUGAGGCCAGCGGGCCGUCCCGUCGCGCGCCCAAUCGAACGGCUAACCGAUCCGCCCCUUACUCCUCCGGGAAGGCUCCCAACUCGGUGUGGCAGCACGACAUGUACUCGACGGCGCAAGCAGGCGGUUUUCCUGCUCCGACGACAAGGGCUUCCUCCAUAGAUACUGGCACCAAGCUGUAUAUCUUGAAUUUAGAAUUCGGAGUGUCGAAUGAGGACAUUAAGUUUUUUGGCUAUCUUGAGCCUAAGGAUGAAGAGGAAGCGUCCUUGUGGAGCGAGGCUAAUGGAGUGAGGCCUGCAGCAUUUAGAAAUUCCAUGGCAUCACUCUCGUUAUUGGAGUUCGGAAACAAUGGUAGGGAGAAGAGAAGUCACGGGAGAGAAGAGAUAAAAAUGUUUUCAUUCAAUUAA